UUGAGGUUUUAUGCUCCUGGCCCCAGAAUGAGAAGGAGCUUAGCUCCCAGCCAGCUGGCCAAGAGAAAACCGGAAGCCAGAUGCUCAGAUGAUGAAGACUGGCAGCCUGGGGUAGUUACUCCUAAGAAACGGAAAUCCAGCAGUGAGACCCAGAUCCAGGAGUGUUUUCUCUCCCCUUUCCGGAAACCCUUGAGUCAGCUAACCAGUCGAUCACUGUGUCUGGACAGCAGUCAACAUGAAGCGUUUAUUCGAAGCAUUUUAUCAAAGCCUUUUAAAGUGCCUAUUCCAAAUUAUCAAGGUCCUCUGGGCUUUCGAGCACUGGGCCUGAAAAGAGCUGGGGUCCGCCGGGCCCUCCAUGACCCCCUGGAGGAAGGUGCCUUGGUUCUGUAUGAGCCUCCCCUGCUGAGUGCCCAUGACCAGCUAAAGCUUGACAAGGAAAAUCUCCCUGUCCAUGUGGUUGUUGAUCCUAUUCUGAGUAAGGUUUUGCGGCCUCAUCAGAGAGAGGGAGUGAAGUUCCUGUGGGAGUGUGUCACCAGUCGGCGCAUCCCUGGCAGCCAUGGCUGCAUCAUGGCUGAUGAGAUGGGCCUGGGAAAGACACUGCAGUGCAUCACGUUGAUGUGGACACUCUUGCGCCAGAGUCCAGAGUGCAAGCCAGAAAUAGACAAGGCGGUGGUGGUGUCUCCCUCCAGCCUGGUGAAGAACUGGUACAAUGAGGUUGGAAAAUGGCUUGGUGGAAGAAUCCAACCUCUGGCCAUCGAUGGGGGAUCUAAGGAUGAGAUAGACCGAAAGCUGGAAGGCUUCAUGAGCCAGCAUGGAGCCAGAGUGCCUUCUCCUAUCCUCAUCAUUUCCUAUGAGACCUUCCGCCUUCAUGUUGGAGUCCUCCAGAAAGGAAGUGUUGGUCUGGUCAUCUGUGAUGAGGUACUUGACUCAGCAAGCAGUCUGAGUGGAAGGAGAAAGUCAGUCUCUUCACUGAGCACUGCCGUCCAAGAGCUGCACCGAGCCUAUAGGACUGCCCAUGAGUUCAAGAAGCAUUUUGAACUGCCGAUUUUGAAGGGUCGAGAUGCAGCUGCCAGUGAGGCAGAUAGGCAGCUAGGAGAGGAGCGACUGCGGGAGCUCACCACCAUUGUGAAUAGGUGCCUAAUACGGAGGACAUCUGAUAUUCUUUCUAAAUACCUGCCUGUGAAGAUUGAGGAGGUGGUUUGUUGUAGGCUGACACCCCUUCAGACCGAGUUAUACAAGAGGUUUCUGAGACAAGCUAAGCCAGCAGAAGAAUUGCGUGAGGGCAAGAUAAGUGUGUCUUCCCUUUCUUCUAUCACCUCGCUAAAGAAGCUUUGUAAUCAUCCAGCUCUAAUCUAUGACAAGUGUGUGGAAGAGGAAGCUGGCUUUGAGGGUGCCUUGGAUGUAUUCCCCCCUGGUUAUAGUUCUAAGGGCCUAGAGCCCCAGUUGUCAGGUAAGAUGCUGGUCCUUGAUUAUAUUCUGGCAGUGACCCGAAGCCGCAGCAAUGACAAAGUUGUGCUGGUGUCCAAUUACACUCAGACAUUGGAUCUCUUUGAGAAGCUCUGCCGGGCUCGGAGGUACUUAUAUGUCCGCCUGGAUGGCACAAUGUCCAUUAAGAAGCGAGCCAAGGUUGUAGAACGCUUCAAUAGUCCAUCGAGCCCUGACUUUGUCUUCAUGCUGAGCAGCAAAGCUGGAGGCUGUGGCCUUAACCUCAUUGGGGCUAACCGGCUAGUCAUGUUUGACCCUGACUGGAACCCUGCCAAUGAUGAACAAGCUAUGGCCCGGGUCUGGCGUGAUGGUCAAAAGAAGACCUGCUAUAUCUACCGCCUGCUGUCUGCAGGAACCAUCGAGGAGAAGAUCUUCCAGCGUCAAAGCCACAAGAAGGCACUGAGCAGCUGUGUGGUGGAUGAGGAGCAGGAUGUAGAGCGGCACUUCUCUCUGGGCGAGUUGAAGGAGCUGUUUAUCCUGGAGGAGGCUAGCCUCAGUGAUACACAUGACAGGUUGCAUUGCCGUCGUUGUGUCAACGGCCGCCAGGUCUUUCCACCCCCUGAUGGUUCUGACUGUACUUCAGACCUCGCUCAGUGGAACCAUUGCACUGAUAAGCGUGGGCUCCAGGAUGAGGUACUCCAAGCUGCCUGGGAUGCUACCUCCACUGCCAUCACCUUCGUCUUCCACCAGCGUUCCCAUGAGGAGCAGCGGGGGCUCCGCUGAUAACCAGCUGGUCUGGAUGUAGCUGUUAGAGGAAGGAGAUAGGGAAAAGGGGCUCCUUACCUCACAGGGCCCUACUGAAUUUUGUUCUCUGGGGAAAAAAUCAUCAAGAAGGGCUGCAUGAUGUUUGCCCAAAAUUUAUUUUAUAAGAAAAACUUUUUUGGUUAAAAAAAAAAAGAAAGGAAUAAAAGUAUGAAAGGG
Otolemur garnettii (small-eared galago) is the source of this 2406-nucleotide messenger RNA. It is a transcript of the gene RAD54L, whose product is annotated as RAD54 like. Gene Ontology annotation, cellular component: nucleus. Bases 28 to 2208 code for a protein of 726 amino acids. NCBI's taxonomy places the organism in Eukaryota, Metazoa, Chordata, Mammalia, Primates, Galagidae. Gene Ontology annotation, molecular function: DNA translocase activity; ATP binding; ATP-dependent chromatin remodeler activity. Gene Ontology annotation, biological process: reciprocal meiotic recombination; double-strand break repair via synthesis-dependent strand annealing. The transcript has 18 exons. The record is from RefSeq and is a predicted model, not a curated record.